AAACAAGGAUACGGAAGAUUACUGAUAGAGAUGUCGUAUGAGCUAGCCAAGAUUGAAAAUAAAAUAGGGGCAUCAGAAAAACCAUUUUCCGAUCUUGGAUUAUUAUCAUACCAAAAGUAUUGGCAGGAAACGAUUAUUGAAAUUCUGCAUCGAUAUCAUCAAUUUCAUGGAGGAGAAAUUACAAUAGAAGAAAUUUCAGAAAAAACAUACAUCGAUCAAAGAGACAUUUUGUACACAUUGCAUACACUUGGAAUUGGUUCAUAUCAAGGCCAGACAACAAUUCGACUGACAGAUGCAAUGGUAGAUAUGUCAAAACAUAAAAGACGUAAGGUUGAUAGGUCAAAGCUUGAUUUGACACCGCCAAUUUUCACAUUCAAUCAACUUCGCUAUACUAAAUAA
Racocetra persica is the source of this 399-nucleotide messenger RNA. Lineage: Eukaryota; Fungi; Glomeromycota; Glomeromycetes; Diversisporales; Gigasporaceae. The record is from the annotation of a GenBank genome assembly.